UCGACUGUCAGACGGUUUGGGUUGAGGAAGGUUUUAAUAGAAGAAGAGACUAUCAACUCAACCACGAUCGAGAAACAAAGAGAUUGGGUGUGUUUCUCGCGGUUCUGGAAAAGAAAAGAUAACAGGAGAAAUUUAAUCCCAAGGGCUGUUUGGAUAUCUCUGGGAGGUAGGCUUGGGUUCGCUUUGGAAGAGGUGUGUGCCGAGAUUGUGAUCAAGUUUAGGAGACGGGCUUUGGGAGCAAAAGAGGACUUAUUCUCACAUGUGGUCUGGGAAUCAAGUCCCCUCUGGUAUAUGCUUCGCAUAGAAUCAAUAUGUUCAUAUUGGUGUGUAUUGCUGAUGUGUUUGCAGAUGCUCUUUGCUUCAGUUUUUCACAUUCUGAUUCAAAAUGAUACUUGGAACAGCGUGCUGUUAGGAUCUUCAAGUGUUUCAAAUCCAGUUGUGGCUCCAAAGAUGAGAUCAAUAAGAAUGAAGAGGUUGUUACAGGAUCGUCAUGAUGAAAAUCAUAAUACUGAGAGAGAAGGACAAGAAAUAUGUAAUAACCAGAAUUUAGCUGGUAGUAUAUCUGAAACUGGAACUGCAAUAUCUGAAGCUAGAACUACAAAUUCUGCUGGGAAUGAACAGCAUCAAAUUCAUCCAACACCAAGGGGUCCAUUUGGGUCGAGAAUGAGAAAAAAGGACCAACGUUUAGACAAUCAGCGCAGUGCUGGGAAUGAUGAUGCCAAUCGAUUUCAACAUUGUCGCAAACGCUUUAGAAGCAGUCAACAAAAUCGUGCUCCAACUUCAGAUUGGAGUUUUUCUGGAUCCUUACAUGCUUUAGAGAGCGGCAGUUCUUCCCAAGUUGCAGACACUGAUGAAAUUGAAGGUCAAUCUUCGCAUCGUUUUGGUCAAGCACUGUAUCAAAGAAGUAGACAAGGAUUGAUUGUGACGUAUCAGGAUUCAGGCGAUAAUAUUCAUGUAUGUGAUUACUGUAACGCACGUUUCUGGUUUGGAGAAGCUAAUAAACAAACAUCUUCAAAUGCGCCUCUAAUCUAUUCAAAUUGUUGCAAAAAGGGUGAAAUUAAACUUCAACAACUUAAACCAAUGCCAAAUUUUCUUGAAACAUUAUUAGAUCCAAAUAAUGGUUCAAAAAGCAGACUUUUUAGAGAAAAUAUUAGAGUUUAUAAUUCAAUGUUUUCUUUUACAUCAAUGGGAGCUACAAUUGAUCGUAAAAUCAACACUGGAUCAGGUCCUUAUGUAUUUAAAAUUAGUGGUCAGGUACAUCAUUUAAUGGGUUCUAUAUUACCUUCUGAUGGAGAAUGUCCUAAAUAUGCUCAAUUAUACGUAUAUGAUACAAAAAAUGAGGUUUUGAAUCGUGUAAAUGCAAUUGAUCCUACUCAUGUUAAUGUAAAUAUCAAAGUAGACAUUGUUGAAGGACUAAUUAAAAUGUUUGAUGAAACUAAUGAAUUAGUGAAAGAAUUUCGAACAAUGAGAGAUAAAUUUGAAAAUCAUUCUGUACCUUCAUUAAAUAUGAGUGUACUUAAUCGUCAACCUACUGAUAGUAAGCAAUAUGAAGAACCAAUGACUGAUGAAAUUGGUGGUUUAAUAGUUGGUGAUAUUGGAGAGCACAAUUCAAAUAAAGAUAUAAUUAUUGAGUCAAAUAACGGAUAUUUACAACGUAUUUCUAAAAUUCAUCCAAAGUAUAUGGCGUUGCAAUAUCCAAUACUUUUUCCAUAUGGCGAAGAUGGAUAUAAAAUAGAUUUAGUAAUGCAACGAAUUGCAGGAAAUAAUACAAAGAAAAGGCAGAAAAUAUCAAUGCGUGCUUAUAUUACAUAUCAAAUUCAAGAUAGAGAUAAUGAAGUGAAUGCUAUACUAAAAGGUGGACGAUUAUUUCAACAAUAUUUAGUUGAUGCUUAUGCAACAGUUGAAGAAGAUCGUUUAGAUUGGAUUAGAAGAAAUCAAAAGAAUUUUCGAACUGAAACUUUUAAAGAUCUUUUUGCUGCUGGUUCAACAGGAAUUAAUAAAGGUCGUGAUUUAGGGCAAAAAAUCAUUUUACCAAGUUCUCAUACAGGAAGUCCUAGAGAUAUGAUUAAUAAUUAUCAAGAUGCUAUGGCAAUUUGCAGACAAUAUGGUGACAAAACAACUUAUUUAAGUGCUGAUAGUAUUCUAUUGAAUUCUGGAAAUAAUGAAAAUAUUAAUCUUUUAUAUCCAAUAGAAUUUUUGAAUAAACUUGAAUUUAACGGAUUACCGUCACAUGAAUUAAUUUUAAAAAUUGGAAUGCCUAUUAUGUUAUUGAGAAAUCUAAAUCAAAUGUCUGGCUUAUGCAAUGGUACAAGAUUAAUAAUAACAAAUUUAUUUGAUCGGCUUAUAGAAGCAAAAAUAUUAACAGGAAACAAUGUAGGUCAAAAAUUUUUGAUACCUAGAAUCAUUCUUACUGCAUCUGAGAAUAAAUGGCCGUUUAUUUUUAAAAGACGACAAUUUCCGAUUAGACCAUGUUAUGCUAUGACUAUCAAUAAAAGUCAAGGUCAAUCGUUGAAUCAAGUUGGCAUAUAUUUACCAGAACCUGUUUUUACACAUGGACAAUUAUAUGUAGCACUUUCAAGAGUCACAUCAAAAAAUGGAUUAAAAAUUUUAAUAAAUAAUAAUAGCGACAUGCCAAAUAAGUAUACUAAAAAUAUAAUUUACAAAGAUGUAUUCCAAAAUUUAUAA
This is a messenger RNA of Rosa rugosa (rugosa rose), 2685 nucleotides long. RefSeq lists its product as uncharacterized. Gene Ontology annotation, molecular function: ATP binding; helicase activity. NCBI's taxonomy places the organism in Eukaryota, Viridiplantae, Streptophyta, Magnoliopsida, Rosales, Rosaceae. The transcript is spliced from 12 exons. The record is from RefSeq and is a predicted model, not a curated record. The coding region runs from base 292 to 2685 and encodes 797 amino acids.